AUGAGUAUGCAAACCGCCGGCGACAUCCCGCUGCAGGUUACCUCCGAGAAUGCCUCCUCGGAACGCCGUAUUACGCCCUCAUGGACCAUUGGACAACUCAAGGCGAAGCUGGAGGCCGUCACAGGCAUCCCGCCUUUGUCGCAGAAGCUUGUAUUGAACCUCGGAAGCCAGCAAUCUGUGCCCAUGGAGGCUGCGGACGAGGAAAAUACCCAGUUGUGUGUCUUCCCUUUGGCGCCAUAUGCUGAGAUUCACUACGAACUCCCGCCCUCCAUCUACGAAACGAAAACCGACAGCGUGCUCGCCUGGAAAAAAGCCAACAAGCUCGGGCGAUUCGACCCCGACGCCCCCUCCCUCGAACAAGCCAAGCUCCUCGCGCUAGAAAACGAGAUCAAGGAGCGGGGUAUUGCGGUAGGCAAGAGAUGCAGAGUAGGGGGUGAAGAUGCGAAGAGGGGAGUGGUGAUGUAUGUAGGUGAUGUGGAGGAGAUCCCAGGCCAGACCGGAGCGUGGGUUGGUGUCAAGCUCGACGAGCCGGUGGGCAGGAACGACGGCAGUCUGAAGGGGAAGAGAUAUUGGGGCAAAGAGGGAGAUGCGAAGUUUGGGGUUUUCGUGAGGCCCGAGAGGAUUGAGAUUGGAGAGUGGCCUGUUAUAGAUGAUUUGGAAGAUAUGGAGGAGAUUUGA
This is a messenger RNA of Lachnellula hyalina, 678 nucleotides long. It is a transcript of the gene alp11, whose product is annotated as Cell polarity protein. The transcript is spliced from 2 exons. Gene Ontology annotation, molecular function: microtubule plus-end binding. Gene Ontology annotation, biological process: cytoplasmic microtubule organization. Bases 1 to 678 code for a protein of 225 amino acids. The record is from RefSeq and is a predicted model, not a curated record. Lineage: Eukaryota; Fungi; Ascomycota; Leotiomycetes; Helotiales; Lachnaceae. Gene Ontology annotation, cellular component: nucleus; cytoplasm; microtubule plus-end.